CAUCGUCUGCUGCCGCUCCUGGCCCCGCCAUGGGGAAUAUGCCCUCCGCGGUGAAGCACUGCCUCAGCUACCAACAGCUGCUCCGAGAGCAUCUCUGGAUCGGGGACUCGGUGGCAGGGGCGCUCGACCCGGUGCAGGAAUCAUCUCAGCUGUCUGGACUCCCUGAGUAUGUUAAAAUAGUAGAAGUUGGACCAAGAGAUGGAUUACAGAAUGAAAAGGUUAUAGUUCCUACAGAUAUAAAGAUUGAAUUUAUCAAUCGUCUUUCCCAAACUGGCUUGUCUGUAAUAGAAGUGACCAGCUUUGUGUCCUCACGAUGGGUACCACAGAUGGCUGAUCACACUGAAGUGAUGAAAGGCAUUCACCAAUACCCAGGAAUCCGAUAUCCUGUUCUUACUCCUAAUCUUCAAGGUUUUCACCAUGCUGUUGCUGCUGGAGCUAGUGAGAUAUCAGUGUUUGGUGCUGCAUCCGAAUCCUUUAGCAAGAAGAAUAUUAAUUGUACCAUUGAAGAAAGCAUGAACAAGUUUGAGGAGGUCAUUAAGUCUGCAAAGCACCUAGGCAUGCCAGUACGAGGGUAUGUGUCUUGUGCCCUGGGCUGUCCUUAUGAAGGAAACAUCACACCGAAAAAAGUGACAGAAGUGGCUAAGAAGCUGUAUGGCAUGGGCUGUUAUGAGAUCUCUCUGGGAGACACAAUUGGAGUGGGAACUCCAGGAAGCAUGAAAAGAAUGCUGGAAAGUGUCAUGAAAGAAAUCCCGCCAGGUGCUCUUGCUGUUCACUGUCAUGAUACCUAUGGACAAGCCUUAGCAAAUAUCCUCACCGCCCUUCAGAUGGGAAUUAAAGUAGUGGACUCUGCAGUAGCCGGAUUAGGUGGCUGCCCUUAUGCGAAAGGUGCUUCUGGAAAUGUUGCCACUGAAGAUUUGAUAUACAUGCUUAAUGGUCUGGGGCUCAAUACAGGAGUGAACCUUUAUAAGGUGAUGGAAGCUGGAGACUUCAUUUGCAAAGCUGUGAAUAAAACCACAAACUCAAAAGUAGCACAAGCCUCCUUCAGUCCUUGAUUUGAAGAAAUUUGGAACUUAUGGUAAAGAAGAUCCCAUUUCAUCUACGGAUGUUCAUCUGAAAGUCAUUACCUUCAUCUUGUUCUGAAAUGUGAAGUAAUGGGCAAGAAGGCAAAAAACAAAGACUUUUUUAAAAAGCAUAUAGCAAGAUCAAGUCAGAGGAAAGCAAUCGUAGACAUCAAGUAAAUCGUAAGCUGAAGAAAAAUGUAAAGCUUGUAGACAUGCUUU
Elephantulus edwardii (Cape elephant shrew) is the source of this 1280-nucleotide messenger RNA. RefSeq names its product 3-hydroxymethyl-3-methylglutaryl-CoA lyase-like 1 (gene HMGCLL1). The transcript is spliced from 9 exons. The record is from RefSeq and is a predicted model, not a curated record. The coding region runs from base 30 to 1052 and encodes 340 amino acids. Gene Ontology annotation, molecular function: hydroxymethylglutaryl-CoA lyase activity. Gene Ontology annotation, biological process: ketone body biosynthetic process; L-leucine catabolic process. NCBI's taxonomy places the organism in Eukaryota, Metazoa, Chordata, Mammalia, Macroscelidea, Macroscelididae. Gene Ontology annotation, cellular component: endoplasmic reticulum; cytosol.